Messenger RNA from Diaporthe citri, 474 nucleotides. RefSeq lists its product as uncharacterized. Lineage: Eukaryota; Fungi; Ascomycota; Sordariomycetes; Diaporthales; Diaporthaceae. The transcript is spliced from 2 exons. Gene Ontology annotation, biological process: actin filament depolymerization; barbed-end actin filament capping. The record is from RefSeq and is a predicted model, not a curated record. Gene Ontology annotation, molecular function: actin monomer binding; actin filament binding. Gene Ontology annotation, cellular component: actin filament; cytoplasm. The coding region runs from base 1 to 474 and encodes 157 amino acids.
AUGACCGUCUCGGUAUCGACCGAGGCGUUGGAGGCGCUGCAAGCACUGGCCGCAGAGAAGACCAGAGUCGUCAUGCUGAGCGUCGAUCCCGAGACGGAGCUCGUGCAGCUCGUCCCCGGCCCGCCCGACGCCCAUCCGUCGACCGUCGCGGAGAUUGUGCAGGCCAUCUCGCCCACCGAGCCGCGCUUCACCUUUUGCCGCUUCGAGCACGAGGGCGCGCCGGGCCGCCGCGACACCGCGCUCCUGUUCUUCUUCACGUGUCCCUCGCCGCCGCCCGGCACGGUGGGUCUCCAGGCCGCCAGGAAGCGGAUGGUCUACCCCCUCCUGAAGCGUGCCGUGCUGCAGGUCGCGAGAGCCGAGGCCGGGUUGAGCGCCGACAAGAGGUUCGAAGUCGAGGACACUGCCGAGCUUGACGAGGACUUGGUUCUGGGUGAGCUUAGGGCUCCCAAGGAAGAUGAACCGCGCGGGGAUUGA